AUGAGUGUGCUCGAAAGCACUUUCACCACUUUCGCCCAACUCCGGGACGCCCUUGUCUCUUCGUAUGUCGAACAGGGCCCCUCCGGUGAUUAUCGUCAACAGUUCUGGGUCGGUGCCUGCCGCCCGUACCUGCACUGCGACCAGGACGAACUCCACGUGUCUGACACGACUCGUCUCCUAGCGGCGCAACGAGGAGCCAGAGGCCAGUCGCUGGGCAAAGAUGCCGUCUACUGCACGCGUUGCGUUCCCCGAGUCAUCCACGAUCUGGACGGACCCGGUUACCUCCCAUUGGACGAGAGCGACUGGGACUCCAGCGGCUUGAGCAGCACCGACCUAGGCAGGCGAACUUGGCUUAACGAGAUGCGAAACGUCAAAUACAUUUUGCGUACAGGCGCAGCCACACAAGUGAAUGUGUGGAGGCAUACCUUGCCUUGGACGGCCACCUGCAUACCAAAGACGGGUGCACUUCCGUUAUCACCCGAAGGCAACGAGACCAUCCUACAGACGAUAGCGACAGCCAUCGCCGACAAGCGGCUGAUUAAUUUAGGAGUCAUGUUACAGUAUUAUCGACUCUCACGAAAAAUGGUAAAGACAAUCAGACUACAGAUUGAGAAAUUACUUAAACUUGUUGCAACCCAACAAUGGGAGGUAAGAAAGGGUUACUCGCGUGGUGUCCGUAAGGCAGCCUCCAAAGGUUGGUUCAUCGACUCCUAUGAUCAAGUCUACAUUAUGAUUUCUCCGCCAACCGAUAUUCUUGAUAGGAAGACUAAGACUGCUGCUUUUCAAGUAGUGCUGACACGAGACUGUCUCAAAAGCCACUCACAAGAAGAUGCCAAUAAACGCAACGAAGAAUUCUUCACCAAACUUUCCGUCGACGCCCACUCCGAGAGCGAACCUGUGUGCCAAUUCACACACGCCAGCGCUGCAUGUUUCGUCUAA
Molecule: messenger RNA, 939 nt
Organism: Gregarina niphandrodes
Lineage: Eukaryota; Apicomplexa; Conoidasida; Eugregarinorida; Gregarinidae
Exons: 1
Coding region: 1-939 (312 amino acids)
Source: RefSeq, a predicted model, not a curated record